Meloidogyne enterolobii is the source of this 747-nucleotide messenger RNA. NCBI's taxonomy places the organism in Eukaryota, Metazoa, Nematoda, Chromadorea, Rhabditida, Meloidogynidae. The record is from the annotation of a GenBank genome assembly.
AUGUUUCCGGAACAUUUCCGGAAAACUUUCUCUAACAAGGUAUUAAUACGAUUCCGGAAACUAUUAAAAUUAAUUCUUGAAAAAAUAAAUGAUCAUCCUUCCGGAAAACACUUUUUCGAACUAGAGAAAAUACAUUUCUUGUUAUUUUCCGGAAGGUUUAUUAAUUCGUGUGUUUUCUCGAAUAAAUUAAAAAAUCCAAAAAUUAAACUAAAAAAAUUAAAUUUUAAAAGUUGUUCAACAGAUCCUUUGAUUGUAGAUGACCCUGAAUAUGAAAAAGAAAAUUUAGUUGCUUAUGCAAGAGCGAGAGUUUUCUCGCUUCGACCGGAAUCACAUUUUCUGAGGUUUUCGUGUAAAUUAAGUCUUUGCCUACGUCAAAAUGAUGGAUGUUUGGGGUUAACUCCACCUUCUUGUCCCCCAACAAAUGCCAGUCGCAUACCUUCCCACCAUCACCCUUCAGAAAAAGCACCUGCAGCUUUAAGUCAACAUUUGCUCUCUCCCCAACUUACAGUCAAUUCUGGCAGUUCAACAGCCACAACUUCAUCUACUCCUCCUCGUCUGCCUUUCCAUGGUUCUGCUGCUUCUUUUGGAGGAACUGGUAAAUCAUCACUUGUUGAUUCUGCUUGGACUAUUGGACUUGUUUUGGGUGUGUCUGUAUUGCUUGGUCUAUUUUUUGGAUUGGCUACAUUUCUGAUUCAGUCUCAUCAUAGGAGAAACCGGCAAAAAAGACUUGUUCAAUGGGUAGGAUAA